Molecule: messenger RNA, 381 nt
Organism: Monoraphidium neglectum
Lineage: Eukaryota; Viridiplantae; Chlorophyta; Chlorophyceae; Sphaeropleales; Selenastraceae
Exons: 4
Coding region: 1-381 (126 amino acids)
Source: RefSeq, a predicted model, not a curated record
AUGGCGCCACGCGCCUUGGUGACCGUGUUCCUGCUCUCUCUGGCCGUCUGCGCCUUGGGAAGCAUCACCACCACCACUACCACCACGAACCCCGCGGGCAACCCCACCAGCAACAACGCCCAGGGCAGUGCUCUUGACAAGACGACUGUUGCCACCAACCCUGCCGGCAACCAACCCCCCGGCCAGCAGGGCCGUCGUCUCAAGAGCAUCACCCACACCACCACCACUACCAACCCCGCCGGCCAUCAAGUCACCAACAGCGCCCAGGGCACUGCCCUGACCAAGACGACCGUCGCCACCAACCCCGCCGGCCAUGAGCCCCCCGGUGAGUCCGUGCCUGCGUUUUCGGAGCUGGUCAUUCCAUCAGAUCUUGACGCAUGA